AUUGAAGUGUGUAGUCUUUCUAAUUACGUAUUUUCAGUCUUAUACUUCAACAGUUUAACAAUAAACUGAGACCUUCUUCGGUUGAAACAUUUUCGAGACGUAAAUGUAGCCUAAUGGAAAUGGAGCCACAAGACGACUUUUGCCGUUUUUGCAAGCAGAAUAUGAGAAUGGUUGGCUUGCACAAAUACUCAGUCAAUAUUUUCGAUAGAUUUGGGAAACCAAGUAUAUCCGAAAGACUUUUUCAUGUUGGCGUGACGGUAGUAAACAGACCAGUGUCGAAUAGGAUUUGUCGGCGGUGUGUCACCUUUUUAACAAGACUGGAACGAGAUUUGCCUGUGUAUAGGAGGUGGAUAGAGGAUGAGAAACACGAUGAAGCCUCAACAAGUCGCUCUGAUAAAAGAGACAGCGAGCCAAGGGCUCUGAUAAAGUUGUGCCACAACCCUGCAAGUCCUUUUGGAAGGAAUAUUACGGAGGCAAAAGAGACCGAAAGAAGUGAGGAACAGGGAGACCAGGGACAGUCAGGUGUAGAGUCUCAGAUCAGAUUUACGCCCAUGUCCAUGACGUGUCCCCAACCCCCAACAACAACAGCGCCUCCAGCUCCAAAAUACUCGAGGCCGACUACAGAGAAUGUAAUCCCAAAGACGGCACGGCCAAGUUUAACGGAGUUCAAUUUAGGAUUUUCGAAACGAUUACUUCUGAAAGACCGUGCAGUUCCGACUCUGUCCGGCCAACCUGGAGAUUCAGAACCACAACCUGGGAUAAGAGCGGAGGAAGGAUCAAUCCUGAUUGUGCGAGACCCAAGUAUGAAAUCAGAGCCUGAUGAUAUUGUGAUAUCCGACACUGCAUUAUUGACCCCACCAGCAACUAAGGAAUACGUCAAAGCAGAAUGUGCUUCAGAAUUAGGGCUCAAUGAGGGAGGAUCAAUCCAGACUGUGCAAGACCCAAGUGUGAAACCCAAACCUGGCACCGCUGACAGUUCCUGUGGAAUUUUGCCUCCUGUAAGACACGUAGCCUCCCAGACUGACCCCCCGAAGAUAAAAUCGGUCGGCACACAGCUAUCCAUGCAAACUCUGCAGAAUCCCUUUCGAAGUAAAGCUACCCAGGUGAAGAUGCCCAGCAGAGAUUGCGGUGUGUGGACCGACACCUUCCCCUUGGACAGUCCACUACUGCUCCUACAACCAACAUUAGUAAAGAGACCAUCCAAGAGACCUCGACUCAGCCUUACAGACGAGGAGGAAGGCCCUUCAGAACCCAGCUAGUCUGUGGCCGUUCAUGAACCAGAGGACUCAACAUGACUCUCUGGACUCAGUCACUGUCGUGGGUUAGCAAUCUCUUUUCACCUUCUCAUGGAGAGGAGUUGGUGAAUGGGACAAUAAAGACUGCUGAGAACUUGCGCAAGGCACCAAGCCCUCAGUAGUUGGAACUACUAACUUUAGGCACCUGAUUCUCCUGUUUGGUCACUGAUUUAACCCUCUGAGGUCUAAGGGCAUUUUCACAUAUCUUCUUAAAUUUAGUUUUUUAGUGCCUUUGCAUUAAACUGAUCCCCAUGUGUUUCCUAUCAAAAUGUUCAGAAUAAACUCAGCUUUCUGUAUAGUGAUGCUCAUAUUUUCUAGAGCAACGUGUAAAGAGAUAAUUUGGCCCUAAAGCUGAAACUUUGAUGUUGGCUUUUUGAAAGUCCUCAAAUCUCUUUUGAAUAAAAAAAAAAAUCUUAAAGAAAAGAAGUUGGUUCAUAUAAAGUAUGUAAAGCUGGACCUUUUGUAUGGGUUUCAUUAGUCAACUAGCUAUGUAAAGAUGUGACUUUUUUUGCGAAUUUGAAAAUCUUGGAAUGGCUUAAUGGAAAAAAAAUAGUCACUUUUCUCAGUAAGUCUCCGAUCUUCCUAAAACCCAAGAGACAAAUUAGUGGACAAAUUUCUUACUUACCAGGCGCAGUGCUGGAUGUUGUCCACAAGGUGGUGCACUAUGCUGAUAAAUUAAGUAUAAACUCCACACAAGGACUGGAUAAUAUAGCAUGUGCUGGUUGACCUCCAGCUGCUUGUUUGUUGUGUACUGCAUUCAAAUGACAAUCACUUGUAAUGCAGAGAAUAAUACAUGAUUCAGAGUCACACAAAUUAUUUAUGUUUUUGUUUGUACUGACCCGAUUAAAGGAGGUUGAAAACCUUCAGGUUUCUGCAGACUGGAUCACGUAUACUGUAGAGCUGAAACAAUAAAUCAGACAAAUAAACGGCAUAUAUAUUGAUUGACCAAAAAAAAUAACCUUCUAGCUUCUCAAAUGUGAAUACUUUUUUGUUUUGUUUUUGUCAGUGAACAGACUUUUUGGAUAAAACAAGAAAAGAUGUAACCAUGGUGGGCUCUGGCCAUUUCCUAUUAUUUGACGAAUGAGCCACAAUUCACUGUCAUGUACGUUCUUCACUCUUCUAUGCCAUUUUCACUUGAGAGCUCUCAAGCAAUGAGAUGAAUAAUAUGUAUAUAUUAAUUUUAUAUACUUCAGCUAUCAUGUACAAAUCAAGGGACAUGAAACAAAUAAUGCUACAUUACCACUUUUUUGGUGGGACUUAAGACUGAUCUUCGAAUUAAAAAAAUUAAUUCA
This is a messenger RNA of Perca flavescens (yellow perch), 2587 nucleotides long. RefSeq lists its product as uncharacterized. The record is from RefSeq and is a predicted model, not a curated record. Bases 114 to 1259 code for a protein of 381 amino acids. The transcript has 8 exons. Lineage: Eukaryota; Metazoa; Chordata; Actinopteri; Perciformes; Percidae.